Messenger RNA from Porites evermanni, 8472 nucleotides. NCBI's taxonomy places the organism in Eukaryota, Metazoa, Cnidaria, Anthozoa, Scleractinia, Poritidae. The record is from the annotation of a GenBank genome assembly.
AUGUCAGCCACACCGCUGGGAACUUUCGUGGAUGGUGGACUUGUUGCUGCAUUGAACGGAUUAUUCACAACCUAUCGGAAUUUUACAGACCUAAGAAUACGUUACUAUGACACAGUUUCAGCAAACAAGUUUCCCACAACCGUCGAUGGUCUCAUUGAGCAGAUUAGGAACUUUCCUGCACAGAUGGCACAGAUUCAGCAAGGAAUCCCACUCGAGGUAACAUUCCUUCAAGAUCUUUACGUCAAAUCUUUUCAAUAUAAAGUUUUGAAUUCAAUACUCUAUACAAUCACAAUACGUUUCAAGACUGGGUAUCUCCAGCAUGACAAAUGAACUUUUAUUGUUUGCAUUCAAAUCUGUUUUGGAAAAAAUGUAGAAGAGUAUUCUUCGACUAUAGCCAAGAACAUUCAUGCUUUGCGUUUACAAGACAUUAUAAUUGGAAUUACAACGUCAUCCUGCCCCUUAAUUGUUAAAUUGUGUGUAUUUAUAACAUAACAGAGGGAACCAGGUACUUCCAAACAUUGACGGUGGGGCCAAACCACCCCUCAAAGAGAUCAUUAGGCUAAAUUUAUGUAUCUUUUACAUUUAUAUUCAUUUCUUUACCGAACUAAAACGAGUCAAACGAGUCAUGGGACUUCAAAGAUAUUUAAGUGCACCCCCCGGAACCAUACUUUUCCUUAAAAAACGAUCUCUAUGUUUUUUCAAUUGAUUUUUUUACAAAAUAAGCUGAUUUUCCGGUAACAUAAACCGUCAUAGUGGCACAACAUAGUAUCAUUUUAGAUUUUCUUUUUUUGACUCAAAAACGCUAAUUCAAGAAGAACAAAAAUUGAUCACGUGACAUUUUAUGACUUCACAAAGCUGUUUUCUUGGUUUUUGCGCAAUUACGAAUUUCCUUUUUCAAUUCAAUUUUUUUCCUUCAGCAUAUGUUAUGUUUUUCUUAAAUAGCAAUGGCGACACGACAAUAAAGAUGAAUUUAGACAUUUUUUACAAGGGGCGUACCCCGUUUUUGUGGUACAAAUUUAUCCUAGAAAUAAAUAAAUAUUAGGUUAAAAGAAAUGAUCGGAAAAAAACCCGAGCCCCCAGCAGGAAUCGAGCCCACGACCUGCCCGAUACCGGUAGGACGCUCUAAUCACUUAGCUAUGGGCGACUUAUAUGGGGGUAGUCACAGGACUUCGCAUCUCGCGAGAACGCUGGGCCAUAGUUAGUGGAGAAGACCGGUUAUGAAAGCCGGUAAACAUCAAAGAUGAAAACAACGGUGCUGCAGUUUAUGUUGGAAGCUUCCUGACCGUGCAAAAUCCUUUGUUUUUUGUUCACAAAUUCAAUGAUUGAAUGAAUUAAUGCGAUGUUUCUGUUGGUCAGUAAGCUCAAAAUGAUGGGAAUGCUAUUGAACGUUGCGCACGGUCAAGACUAAAAGGGCUAACAAAAACACAUAACAAGUCUGUCACGCGUCAUAGCCUUUGCUGCCCACUUGAUUGACUGUGGCUGGACUACAGCAAUUCAACACACUGACUUGCAUCGCGCAAGCACAUUAAUCAAGUGGCGUGUACAAUUUAAAGCCAACCAACCACCCAACCACCAAGUGCGAUGAAAAUGUCAUAUUUCAGCUCACAGUUGAGAUAUUGAAAAAACUUUUUAAGCCUUCAACUUCCCUUGAAUAGUUCUUUAAAAAAAUUGAGAGAUCUAAAGUUGAAAAUUUACAUAUGAAUGACGCCAGCAAAUGUGACGUCAUAAUUAGACAUUUUGAUGUCAUAAUAUAUGUCAAUUUGGUCGGCUCAAUAUUUCAAAUUUUCAGGCCAAGUUUGGUAAAGAAACGGUUAAAGCCAACAAUGUUGUUGUAAAUUAACCAAUGCCACGCUUUGAUGAUCCUUUUUAAUUAUCGAUAAUCAGGGGGUGGUUUGGCCCCGGCGUGAGAAUUAAAUAGCAGGUUAAACAAUAUAUUUUCACCCCCCCAAAAUAGAAACCUUUUAUCAAAAAUGACAAAAAGACCUUUCUCCUCUUUAAGUUCAAGUUAGUAAUUGAAAUUGUUUUUUUUUUACAUUUUUUUUUUUGGUAUUUUAGGGAAAUUUCAGUCUAUAGAUGCUUUUCACAGUGACGUCAUCAAAUUGUCAAGUCAAAAUAGCGAGGUUUUACGAAUUCCUACUUACACUCGGUUGAAGAUAAACAAAAAGUAAAUCGUUAUACAAGUUUCCAUUCCCGUAGCAUGUUUCAUUUCGACAAUACAGCAAUUUGAACUUCCGAGUUUCACAGUGCGUGACACCAAAAUAGCAAUGCUGUCUCGUUGAAAAAAAGUCUUUCCUCUUGAUUUUCAGCAGUAUAACCAUUCCAAGUAUUAGAAGAUAUGUUUAUGCGCACGUACGCUAGUUCUCAAGUGAAAAGAAAGAGCUUUUAUAGAAAAAGUGAACUCCAGAUGUUUUUGUUGAUUUCCGGCGGCCAUAUUGGUGCACCAAAACAGUACAGCAAUAUGGCGUCUCCAUACAAAGCUCUACAAAGAUGCGUGAAACGUUUCGGCAAAUAACUUAGAAACUGUGGGCCACAAAGAUCUGAGAUUUGGACGAAUUGCUUAUAUAUUAGUCUUUUAUAACAUUUCAUUUUCUUAGCUUCUUCCACAAGACGGUUAGUUAUUAUGGUUUAUAUUUUAUUUUAAAAGUGUUGGACAUUUUUUCAUCUACAUAAUUGUAAGAACAAGAACAAGCCACUUUCUGCUGUACUUGGCUGUAAGUUUAAGCAGCAAGUUUAAGCCAAUCACAAAUCCCUUUCCCAUGCUGUCACCUCAACACCAACGUGGUCACAACUUAAUGUCGCCUUGCACGGUCUUAAUACGAUGGUAGGUUAAAAGGUCAGGAGCUCAUAUACAAGAAAUUUUAUGGAUCCACAUCCCCAACCUAAUCCCCUGCCACCUAACCCUAACCCUAACCCUCACCCAUCCUAAUCCCCUGCUUCCUACCACCGAGGACGUAUUAAAACUGUGAACAAUCCCUUGUAUACGGUCUAAGGCCUGGAUUUCUUUCUUUAUCUGUUGGUAGUAUGAGCUCGUGCCAGUUUCGGAAAUUGGCCUAACAGGGCCAUUAAUGGUACAACACGAAGUUCAACCGGAGGAUUUACUCGACCGCUUUGAUGAUCUUCGUCGUGCUUCAGGGCUCGCCAAAAAAUACUUAUCGAUUGCUUCGGCGACUCCUGCUAACGACUUUGUUAAAUUUCUCAAUGAAGCCACAGGAGUGAAACGUGCCAUGAAGAAAGCUAUUCGCAAUUUGCACCGAGAUAAGGGAGAGCGACUGCUGAAUGAAAGCAUUCAAGCGUAUGACAAAGCCUUGGGUGGCCAGAUGAAUUUCGUUGGUAAAUUUGUGAUAGAAUGGAGAAGACUUACCAGAGGAAUAAAGGUUCGCAUCAACUCAAAGUUAUCAUUACCACUUAUUAUAUAUACCUGCCGUUAUUGAGUCGCGCGAGCUCGCAAGUGCUCAAAAAUUCACCCUAUUCAGACUGGAAGGGUUGAGGCCACCCCAAACUGUAAAGUUGAAAAGCUAUGAUCCCCAAACUUAGCGAUUUUUUGCUAAAACUUACCAGGAAACAGUUUAAAGUAGUAGUGACGUGUUCGACAACAUUAACAUUAUCAUUAAGCAACUGAGUUUUGACAGCCAUGGUUUCUUUGUAAAAGAAAAACGCUCUGUGUUUUGAUACCCUACCUUUUGAAUUCAAUCUCCUAUAGUUUUCUUAGUUUGCUUAUUGGCAAUUUGUAAGGUUUUGAACUUUUUUACGACAUAAAGGUCUCAUUUGAGUCAUUAUACCUGACAUUUACAAUACUUUUUUUGUUUUAUUGUUUUUUUUUUCCAGAAGAAGCUUUUACUAGAAAUUACUGUUCUCUGUGGUCGUGGCAUCAAACGUAACGGUAAGUUUGCGUCUUUUUCUUGUGGAAUCUGGCAUGGGCUUUACUGAGAUCUUCCAGGUGAGUUUAUCUUAGGCUUAGUUCUUCACUCAUUUACCAACUUUCAUCCUAUUGACGGUCAUGUUUAUUUUGGCCAAUCGCCUCCAGAAAACCUAGCCGAAUCAGUCACAAAUUGAAUGACUUACUACAUAAUUGGUCUUCUAGUCUAUGCUUAAACUUCUUGGACUCCAAAUAGGAGCAGAAAAUGCAUUCCUACCGAUUUACUUGCAUAUUGCUUGCUUGCUUGCGGAGAUUGUAGCAAGUUGCUAUUGUCAUGGGUGGUAUUCUUGGUUUGCACGUGACGUCACUAAAAAUCAAACUAAGAAACUAUCCAUUCUUCUGAGUUUCUACUUUCACUAGGUAUUACAGCACCUAAACACCUUUAUAUAAACAAAUUUUUGGUUCCAAAGGGUUCUUCGUUUUGCGAGAGAGGACGCUUGUGGUUCAAGGCUUUUGCGUGACGCGGCAUUUAGCUGACGGCCAGGAGAGCUCUUAUGUGGGUUAAAAACUAGGCUUUUGUACAUUAUGCUUUUGCUUCCCUACUAAAAUGCUCCACCUUAAUGCUCCAUUUUUCCCACUAAAAUGCUCGGUCUCCCCAAAAAAGUCACUAAAAUGCUCGGAUAAUGCUCAUUAUACAAACGGUUUUUUAAAAUUAAUUUCAAAGUUUACACUUACAAAAACGUGCAAGUGUUGCAAGUAACAACGACAACGUGUACAAGUUCACAAAUACAGCCAAAAAAACCAGCUGUAUUAGGUGUUUUGUGAAUUUUGAAUUUUAGUCUUCAUUUUGUUUAAAAAAGCAGGAGCUCAUGGGGCAUGGGCUCCUGAAAAAAGUUAAUUUCUAUUUUAUUUUCUCGGAAAAAUUAAUUUUCCGGGGAAAAUGCCACUAAAAUGCUCGAAUAAUGCUCAAUGCUUUUGCCUCACUAAAAUGCUCGAAAAAAUGCUAGCAUAAUGUACAAAAGCCUAUUAAAAACAUUACUGAUUUUGGGAGAUUUUGCUAUCUAAACAUUUUUUGUCUCAGAAUAAAUAUUACUUUAAUCUUUAUGAGUUCCUCAAGCGAAGAAUUCAUGCAUUAGUAGGAAAGCUAGAAAACAGAUGUUUCUGUUGGUAUCCGGCGGCCAUAUUGGUGUCCCUAAAAGGGAUGACCAACCAACUGGAGCAAUUUAUACGCUUUUAUUAGCAAUCAAGAAAGAGUGAGCAAGUUCAUUCUUUGUUCUUGUGGCAAUUCAAUAUGUAUUUUAAUAUUUCCCGGGAAAGUCUAGUGUCUGCUAUGCGUACUUCACACUCAAUUUUUAGACUAAAAGAUGUGGAUCUGUUCAGUUGUAGCUUUGUCAUGAAUUCUGUGGCAUGGAACUAAACGAAUCAUUCAAAUUGCAAUCUUGAACAUCUCAAUGUAGUUAGUCAGUCGAUUUGUGACAUUUAAAUUGUAAACUCGUAAUUUGAAAUUGCGUGUAGUGUUAUGUUAAUCUUGAUUCAUCAUAUCCACUCUAAUAUCUUUACAGUGGAACCCCGAUGUAACGAACCUCUGUAUAACGAAGUCCUCGGUAUAACGAACGCCAGGGGGUGGUAAACAAAACAGUUUUAUACGGGGAGGCUCCGCCCCGCGGUGACAGAAUAGGUUCCCCUUUUGUAUACCUUCCAGUGACAAGUAGUAUCCCUUUAGAAGCUUAGUUUGCAUCCCUUUUAACUACUGUUAUGGCACUAUCUUUUAAAUAUAAAAUGACGGAUUUCCCUACCCUUUCUAAUGUAUCAACUAGUGAAAUCCCUUUCAUAUACCUGAAGCCUGAUAGGGUACCCCUUUCGGGUAAAGCCUCCCCGUAUAGGCCUUUUAUAAGGAUUCCCCCCCCGGAACGAACGAUUUUCUUUACCCCUACAGUAACAGUAAAAUAUCAUGAUCUCGAUUUAACGAAACCUAGUUAUAGAGAGCAAAUUUUGACAGUUCCUUGGCCCUCGCAGGUUAUACUUGGGAUCCACUGUUUUAAGUGGGCCACUUGUCUGUUUGUUUGUUUGUCUUUACGCUAUUUUGUGCUAACCUUUGUUGAAUUAAAAUACAUACAGUCUGGAAACCUAUUAACUAAGAGAACUUUUUUAAAAAAUCGCAAUACAAAGAAGAACUAGUGAACUUUACCAUCAAGCUUUACUUCAAAUUAAUAUAAGGUAAAGAUCAUGAAAACUUUUUUUAGAUAAAAAUAUACAUUGUUUCUACUCGUAGACGGCUUCAUAUUUUGAAAUGUCUUAUUCAACCUGGAGUAAGGUCAAUAAAGUUGAGAAGUAGUUCGUAGAAAGCUUUAUUUUGUAAAAAGAUAAAUAUAUCAGUACAAACCUCCAAAGCAUGGUCACUUCGAAGGUCAUCCUGGUUUCUUGUGUGACACUACAAAAUUCAGUGAACUUGACAUCGCUUAUUCCAAGAAAUCUUUUGCCAGUGUGCGAACUGUUCACCUUUUUUCAGUUCGUCAUGUUUCAAACUUAUAUAACCUAGUUCUCAGGCUCUUCUUAAUAAGACUCUUUUAAUAGCCUUUUCGAAUUUUGAAGACCCAGGUAAGCACUCUGAUCCGUACGUAAAGUUGAUACAAAAGUCAGCAAAUGGGAGGAGGACGACGACCCGGACAGAGGCAAAGAAAAGCACUCAAAACCCAAAGUGGGACGAUGAAGUGUUCCAUUAUAUUCUUGAUCCAAAUGUUCAACAUACUCUUGGUGAGCUGUUGUUUUGUUUUCAUGGAAAUGACACUGAUUAAACAAUUAUUAUUCCUCGAGCCCGAAUGGACUCUGAGUGACAAUAGCUAUUGUCACUCAGAGGCCAUGAAGGCGAGAGGAAUGAUUGUUUGAGUAAAAUCCAACUAGUUGGUCAAAAAUAUCGAGACAAAACAACUUUAGCUAGCAAAACGCGAUUCAGCCGCCAUUGUUUGGGUUUUCAAAGCAGGCGCUUUUCGCUACUAGUGUGCUAUAACAUAUAGCCUAGUAGUAGCUCAACCAAUCAGAACACAGUAUUGGUAAUAGACCACUAGUUGGAUUUUACUAAUAAGGCAAUUUUUACACUAUACCGGAUAGCUGUUUGGUGUAGUGUGAACAGCAACGGCGCGCACAUAACUGGAACAAGCCAAGUCGUUCACACACAUCGAACAUCGUGCCAGAGCUGUUGGCUGAGAGGGUUUGGUGAACUAAUUCCCAGUCCUUACUUAUGAAUGUUUACUUGCAUCUUAGUGGAUUCCAAUUCUCUCUUCUUAUUCAAUUCCACUAAGGUCUGAUCGAAUACCUGUUCACAAUGCAAGAAAGGAAAAAAGGGGGGCACAGCUUCGCUCCGUUACACACCGUUUAUAUGUUCGAACAGAGACCCUAUCCGCUAUGGAUUUUGCGCUGGCACAAGAGCUAUCCAGUAUAGUGUGAAGACUGUGUCAUAAAAUAUGUUAUAUACAAGAAAUGGGCCCUUUGCACGAAACGGUCAUGCACUUCGUACAAUUUUUGCUGGAUUGAAGAGAAACAACGCAUUGAGACCUUGAAAAGAAUGGAUACAUAUAUUAAGCUUUUGAGUGUUAUCAUCUCUUUGUUUUCCUUACCCCACUGCGUCGCGGUCCAUUUUUAGUUCUACUGGUUAUAUAUGAGACAAGGGAAGGCUAUCCCAUUUUAUUUAUGCAUCGAAUACGAAUCGAACUUUCGGCCUUACUUUUCGUGGCACGACUGAUAAAAAAUCAACCAUAAUAUUUCUUUUAGAACUGAACGUUUCUCUGUUUCGGCUUGUUGAUUAAGCGUUAUGUUACUAAAACAAAAAUUGGUCGCCGUCCGGCCACGUCUUGGUCUGAUCACGUGGCGUGGAUAUAUCUUUCUUCAUCACUUGUAGUUUGUUAGGCUUUUAAACGUUCGUCACGUAAAACAUAAAGAGAAAAAUUGUUCUUGGUUAAGCUUAAUAUGUUUUUUCUUUUGAGGCAUAUGCAUAAACUUUGCCCAAAAGUUGAACCCGCAAGGACUUGAUUUUUUUUUUAUACAUAGACACUGACAGCCCUUUUCAUUAUUUUCACUACGUUUGGCUGACCUUUUUUUCUCUUUAUCUUUUCUUUUUAUCUUUAUAGAGAUUCAGCUGAUGGAUGAAGACCCGGCCGUAGACGAUUCGCUGGGUACCAAGGAGUUUAAACUGAGUAAUUUACCUAUCGGCAUCAAAGUUAACCAAACAUUUAAAUUCGAUAACCAGGUACGUACUUUGAACAGUUUACGUGCCUGAUUAUGGAGAGACAUUGUGGAAAAUCUUCUGUAUGCUAGAUAAAUCGCCAAGAUUGCUUGAUAAAUUUGUUAAAAACGCUGUUACUUCCCAGCGGACUUUUUUUGCCACGAACCCAGAUGCGUCAAAUCCCUCGAGCUCGUGUGUGGAGACGUUGACAUUAAGCUGAAAUGUAAAAUAAAGCAGAAACGACGGAGUACUUGAAACGAAGGAACGCAAACAAUAAUUUAAACAAUUCAGGCUGAGAAAUAUUCACAAAAAUUUUCAUGGUCAGCAUUUUGUUUUCGUUCUGAUGGAAACCAGCGAGAGAGCUAUAAAAAUGCUUGGAAACUACUUUCAAUUUCGA